AUGCCAAAUUCGAGAAAGGGCAUCCUCCAAGACCUCGCGCAGACUCUCCUUGGCGGCGUCCUGGACGAGGCAUUUUUUGGUGUCAGGGCAACUGCGGCAAGGGCCUCGCUCGUUCGACGGGUUCGGUCGCGCAGGCUGUGGCGACACUUCGCAGUGGACCUACGUCAAGAUGUCUCUGCUCAGAAAGAUCAGCUGGACCUUCAGGCUCGGGCCCUGAGGGAGGGCCUCCUGGACAUGACCGGCUUCAAGGAGCGCCCCCUUAAAGCCACGCGGUAUGCCCGGUAUGCCCCUUUAAGGCGCGCCGAUGCCGCCAAGGAAGCGCAAGGUGUCCAGGUUGACAAAGCACGUGGAGAACCUGGAGAGAUCACAGGCGUAGAGCCAGUGGGGAACAAGUCUUCCUUCGAACGCUUCCUCUUUGUAGCCCUGUCUCGCAAGAGCCGGGAGGAUUCAAGGUGUGCCAAGCUGGAACAACUUCUGCAGGCAAGGCGCCGUUUCACUGCUCACUGCGGUGCGUCGCACAACCUCAUCGUGCUGGCACAGGCGGUGCAGAAACAGGUGGACGUUGUGGAUGCGCGUGUUCAGCAACAGCCGAGCCCUGCGGAAGCCAUCGCAGCGCAGCAGCUCGCUGCGCAGCAUGCUGCACAGGCAGACAGCCUUGCAGGCAAGGCCCCCCAAAGCGCCAAAGGAAGCUUGGGGAUGCAAGUGCGUGUCGUGCCGAAGGCUACGUCUGCGGAAAGCCAUGCGCGCACAGCCCAGGGUGCUGUCGAAUCAGCAGCCACAGCGGUUGCAGCUGCAGAGAACCAUGCUCGUGAUGCUCAGAAGUCGGCCGAUGCUGCGUCGCGAACGGUUCCAUGGCAGAAGGGAGGCGUCAGUCGCUGUUUUACCGGUCCGCUUCAGGCCGAGGCGGUGCAUGAGAAGGCCACGCUCGCGGAGCAACAUGUGGCUUCAGCCAGGAGCUUGGCACAUUUUGGGCACCGCGUGCCCCUCCGGGAACUUCGGGUAGAGAUUCGCCAGAUGGUGCAAGGCAUGGCAGAGGCCUUGGCCGAACAGGCUUCCGCUCUUCAGUCGACUUCGUCUGCUGUCGGAGCCGCGAGCGAGAGUGCAACAGCGGCCCUAUCAUCAGAGGCAGAGCGUCAUCUGGCCACGAUGUCCGCUGGCAUCACCACCGCGGAGGAAAAGCUGCAAGUCCAGCUUCAGCAGGCAGUGGCAAAGCUUGACGAGGAGAUGCCUCUGAGCACCUGGCGCUGGCCGCUGCUGACAGCACUCGCAUCUGCGCGUCUCGAGGACUUCCAGGCCUUCGUCCAGCGGUUCGGGCGAAGCUACGAACCCGGCUCCCGAGAGUUCGAGGAGCGCCGAGAGAUCUUCGAGGCUCGUGCGGAAGAGGUGCGGGUGCUGAACAGCAUUCCACGGCGAUGGACCGCGGGCCUCGGGCCGUUGGCAGACUUCCGCGAGGAGGAGCUGCAGGCGCUCCGCGGCUGGCGCGGCAGCGCCUCCCGCGAGGACGGCGGCUCCGGCGGUUCCGGCAGCUCCCUGGUGCAGGUGCGCUCGCUGCCGGAGCAGUUUAACUGGACCUCGCUCGCUGCCCUUCACGAAGUUGCGAGCCAAGGCAGCUGCGGUUCCUGUUGGGCCGUGACCAGUGCCCUGGUCCUCACGGCGCAUGCGGAGAUCAGCGGGCGGCCGCGGAGCUUCUCAGCCCAGGAGCUGGUGGACUGCGUCCCGAAUCCGAAGAGCUGCGGUGGUACGGGCGGCUGCUCCGGGGCCACGGUGGAGUUGGCCAUGAGCUACGCCAUGCACGUGGGUCUGCGCACCGAAAGCGAGAUGCCCUACAAGGCCAAGACCCAUUCCUGCUUGCAGAGUGGGCUUCCAAGUGCCGUGCAGAUGGCCGAGGCCUUCAACCAGGACAGUGGUGAGGAAGCCCUGGACGUUGCAAACCAGUCCCGGGCGCAGCUUGAAGAGGACCUCGCCGCCCUCGCAUACCUGCACGAGCAUACGGACAUGCAGGCUCCGCGCGUGUACAAGGCUGCGGCAGACUCUUCCGGGCUCGCCUUCGGCCUGCACGGAUGGGAGAAGCUUGCACCAAAUCGUCAAGAGCCCCUCCUGCGAGCCCUGUACGAGCGGGGCCCUGUGGGAGUGUCUGUCGCAGCAACAAACUGGCAUCUCUACUCCACUGGUAUCUUUGACCAUUGCACAAAGGACUCCGUCAUUGAUCACGCGGUCACACUGAUCGGCUACGGCAAAGAUCCCAAAUCUGGCGACAAGUACUAUUUGAUACAAAACUCCUGGGGUGACACCUGGGGCGAGGACGGUCGUAUUCGCAUUCUUCGCAGCGACGCAGAUGACGUGCAGCAAUGUGGUUGGGUCGCCCAGGGCUACAAGGCCCAGGCGGCAUCGCAGGAAGCGGAUAGUUCCAGCCUGUUCGGUCCCCAGACCGCCUCUGCGUACCUGGGGCCCUUGCUGGUGACUGGAACGACUAGGGUCCAUGGGCAGGGCAAUGCAGAGCAUGUAGGAGAGCGCAGUGCGAGCACAGGGGGCAAUCCUGGGAUGGUCUUGCGCUGCUUGCUGCGCACAUGCGGCAUCUUGGGCUAUGGCUUGAACGGAGACGAGGACCGGCUGGUGGUCGUCAUUGCUGCCGAGGUUCCUUCGGAAAGCUCUGAGGAACUCGAGCCCGAACUUAAAGGACCACAAGCCACCGAAGCAUCCGCUUUCGACUGGUUGCCCGCGUUGCCUUCACUGUGGGGCCAGGCAAAAGGUGGACUCUGCACCCAAGCGCUGCUCGCAGUGCUCCUGGCAGCGGGCCGAGCCUGGGGGUCCUUGUCCUUCCGCCAGCUGCAACUCCGCAUGCAGGCCGCGCUCCAGCGAUCGGGCGUCGAGAACGCGACGGUGACCUUGAGAUGCUCCCAGGACCUGCUGGAGAGCCGCAGCGGCCGUGGCGAUCGUGGCGAUCGUGGCGGCAUCGGCGUGGCCUUGGGCCCCUUUUCGGAAGCCCGAGCCCUUCUGAUCGGCAUCUGCUACGAGGAGGACGUGAAACUUGAGGGCUCCUGGAAUGACGUUCAGGACAUGCGGUCCUGGCUGCUUCGAGAGGGUAUCGUCCCGGAGCAAGGCCUGCGAAUUCUGAGUGACGUUUCUGAGCACGUGCCUUCGCGGCGCAACAUUCUGGCCCACCUUCGGUGGCUGCUAUCCGGAGACGAGCAGAGCUCCGAAGCACCUUGUGAAGGGCCUUGUGGCUCUUGUGGUCAUGAGGUCAGCCCUCCACUGCAGCUUUUCCUUCUCUUUGCUGGUCAUGGCGACCAUGCUGAGCUGUUGCCGAGUGACUGGCAAGAAGCCGGCCCCAUCACCGAGCGCGAGAUCUCAGCGCUUGUUGAUGACUUGCUUCCCAGUGGGGCAAGGCUGACCUGUGUGUUUGACUGCUGCGACUCUUCCCAGAUGUUCAGAUGUGAAGAGGACAAGAUGGCCCAGACGCGCUCGGACCUGGCCGAGUGCGCCCAGCUCACGCAGGUCGUCUCGGAGCGUCUCGAGGCUGUAGAGGCGCAGCUCCGCGCGGAGCUGGCAAAGCUGAUGGUCCUGGGCCAGGCGACGGCCGAGCGCAUGGAGGAGGUGUGCAAAGCCGUGCAGGAGGCUGCCCCAUCCUUCGGCGGUGACUCCAAGGUGCAUCUGGAGGCGGCGGGCUUCUUUUUUUUGACAGUGCAGAUGUCGCUCGGGUCGCUCCUGUCGCUCCUGUCACAGUUGUCUUUGACUGUCUUUGGUAUUCUUAGAUGCUCCGAUGGCGCGGUGUCGUGGACUCCGAAGUCCGAAGAGUCCGAAGUCCCUGUGCAGGAGAUGAUCAACACGGCGCUCGAGAGGACGGAGCACCUAGAGCAGAGCUUCAUUGCGGCCUCCAGCGGGCAGCUUGCGGAGCAGGUCAACACGUGGCGGGCCAGCCUGCAGGCCGAGAUCGAGGACCUGAAGAGCCGCAGCACCAGUUGUGAGACGAGGUUGUUACAGGAGCUCGAGCGCGUCUCCGAGGUGAUGCGCUCGGCCCCGGGACGCGAUGAGGAGCCUCGUAUGCGGGAGGAGGUGUCGAAGGUGCGGUCGAUCCCGGCGGCUUUGCGUGGCAUGGUGCUCUCCGCACUGCCCUUGCCGCCCCAUGCCAGUCGCAGAAAAGCACUCGUCAUCGGCUGCAGCUAUUUCGAGUUGAGCACCCCGCUGAAGGGGGCCAUCAACGAUGCCUGGAACGUCCUCAGUCUCCUUCGGCACACGCUGCAGUUCUCGGAGAGCCAGGUUCGCUUCAUCGUCGACGGCACGCGAAGUUGCCCAAUGCCUCCCCAGCGGCGGCCGACGGCUGCCACCAUCACCGAAGGCCUGCAGUGGCUCGCAGCCGACACGCUUCCUGGCGAUGAGGUGUUCUUCUACUUUGCAGGCUAUGGGGCACUGCUUCCGCACGGUGUGGGCAGCUUCGAGGCAUGUCUCGUUCCGAUUGACUAUGCUGCCUUGAGAAGUGGUGGCGGAGAUAGCACCGGCGGCUACAGGUUGGUGCCCCUCACGGAGGUUUCGCAAGCCCUCUCCAAGCUCCCAGCAGGAUGCAAGGCCACCGUGGUCCUUGACUGCUGCCACUCCUCGCUUCCCGGCAUAGGAUCGAAGCCCCAGCCAGCAGUGUUCCAGUGGGCGCAAAUGCAACCUGCAGCCUUUGCUGGCAUGGAGGAGAUGGCGGACGCCCGUGCGCGCCGCCUGGUCCUGCCGAGCAUUCCUCUCCAGUCGCCACACCCCGUUCAGGUGCCUGCGAUCGCGUGUGCGCUGGCUUGCUACUCCGCGUGUCACCAGGCCCAGUGGUGCGCGGAGCUACCAAUCGAAGGUGUUGUUCAGGGCGCGUUCACGUGGGCUUGGGUGAAGGCCAUGGUGGCCGGGAACUGCGAAGGCCCCGUGGCCCAGGUCAAGGCAUCGCUCCAGGCGAACAUCGGCGACCUGCAGCGGCGCUGCAGAUGGCUGGACCAGACGCCCCUGGUGCAGAUGUCGAAGACCACGGAGCAGCAGGACCAGCACAAGUUGCAAUACAUCUUCGAAGGUGACCUCUGGGGGAAUGAAAGGCAAAAGGUCGCCAUGGGCUGGGACUGGCAAGGGAAGGAGGAUUGGACAAGCAAGGAUCAGGCUGACUGGCACACAUGGAAGGGAAGUGACUGGCAGAGCUGGAAAGGCAGCAGUGAUUGGAGCAAGAAGCGUGUGAAAGAAGAGUGGGGUGGGUCCGGCUGGGAGGACUCUGCAAAGCGCACGAGAUGGGAAAACAAGUCCGAGCCUUCAUGGAGCGACUGGCAAGAAGGACGUGUCAAGCACGAGGCCCAGGUCUCCCUGAACCCGAAUGCGGACCAAAUUCCUCGGACUCCACCGGAUCCAGUGAUGAAUCUGGGGAUUCCCCACACGCCGCCAAUUGGAGCCGGACUGGUGCCCCCAACUCCAGCAGGCGCCUUCGGAAACGCACCGGUGCCCCCAACUCCAGCAGGUGCCUUCGGAAGCGGACCAGUGCCCCCAACUCCAGCGGGCGCCUUCGGAAACGGACCGGUGCCCCCAACUCCAGCGGGUGCCUUCGGAAGCGGACCGGUGCCCCCAACUCCAGCAGGUGCCUUCGCACCUGCAGCACCUGGAACGCCUGGAGCCACGCCUUUUCUGCCGCAUCCUGGCACGCCCGUGCAUCCUGGCACACCUGGAGUGCCAGGCUUCACUGGCAGUGUGUCGGCUGGCGAGCUCAGGCACGCACCGCGGCGAAGGAACGGCAAGAUGGCGCCCGCGCCGGCGAUCAAGGCCAAGGUCAACCGACUCACCAAGGACUUGCCCCGGGCAGGUUCCGGUACCAAGAAGACAAAGGAGGCUGCAAUACCGGAUUUCAAGACCUGGGUGAAGAACAAAAAGCCGAUUGAGCUCAGAGACGAGCAGCCGGUCAAGACCGAAACGCCAGUGCCGCUCCAGCCAGGAGCCACCACCCCAGGCUUGCCGGGUGCGUUGACACCUGGCCAAGACGAAGUGGCUGGGAUGACGCCGGGCUUCGCAGGUGGAGAGGUGACGCCCUUCUUGGACCAGCCCGCGAUCGCACCAGCGACCGGGAUCUACGGAUCGCUCUACGGCCUGGAAGAGGGUGGUGUGACACCUCCACAGCUCACUGGCAUGACGCCUGGCUUUGCGGAGGAGAUGGGAGCGGCAACGCCGCUGCUGUCCCAGCAAUACUGA
Symbiodinium natans is the source of this 6192-nucleotide messenger RNA. The record is from the annotation of a GenBank genome assembly. Lineage: Eukaryota; Dinophyceae; Suessiales; Symbiodiniaceae.